This is a messenger RNA of Cylicocyclus nassatus, 1666 nucleotides long. The record is from the annotation of a GenBank genome assembly. Lineage: Eukaryota; Metazoa; Nematoda; Chromadorea; Rhabditida; Strongylidae.
UGAAGCGUUUCCUUAUUCCGGAAGUUAGAAGUUGCGAAACUUGACUGUAAGAAUUUUGUGAAGACGGCCCUCAGUGAUAUAGGAUUGUGGUCGGCUAGGCAAGCUUUACUUUUGAUGAGAAGACACCGAGUUCAAAAAAAUGCACUCUCACAGACAUAUGAAUCCCGCUGUCUUAUACCUUCUAUAUUUCUUCGUUGUCUCAGUCUCGCCUCUCAGCGAGCAUCCAAAACUCAUAAUCAUAUCAUUUGAUGGCUUUCGACACGACAAGUUGGACCCAAGAUUAGUACCAAAUCUAGCAAAAUGGGCUUCCUUAGGAGUUCAAUUUACCAAUGGAUUAACAUCGCAAUAUCCUUCCUUUACUGCUGUAAACCACAUGUCUAUUUCUACAGGGCUUUUCACUGAAAGCCACGGCAUUGUUUCAAAUGUUUUCUAUGACAGGGCUUUGAGCAAAAUAUACGAUUAUUGGAAUGAGACUAAAAUACCAGGAAUUAUCAAAGAGUCAAUAGAUGGACUGUGGUAUAGAGGCGAACCAAUCUGGGUGACAAACGAAAGAGAUGGUCCGGGGAGGCGUUCCGCGAGUUUAUACUGGCCAUAUGGCGAGGUUCCGUUUCCUACAAAUCCAUCAAGGCCUUCCAUAUACAGGAAUUGGGUUGAUUUUCGCCCUCUGGAGGAAUGGAAGAGUGAUGCUGAUGAAAUAGUUCGGCUGUUUACUGAUGCUUAUUCGCCCGUCAACUUCGUUUCUUGGUAUAUCGCCGAACCUGAUCAUUGUUUACAUACGCAUGGCUAUCACGAUGGUCACUAUAAGGAAAUGAUGCGAAAGCUCGACACUCUCUUUGAUUACUUCUUAAGAAGAAUGAAAGCGAGUGGUCUCGAAGACAAAGUGAAUAUCAUAUUUACAGCCGACCAUGGACACAUUCAGGUCAAUGGAGUAGACAAUGUAUUAUGCGUCGAGGACUACGUGGACAUGAACCGCAUACGCUGGGCAUUCAAUAUGAUUUACGCAGAAGAUAGGAAGCAUGCAGAUCAAAUGUACACGUCGUUGAGUCAAGCCGUAAAAGAAAACCACCUCAAAGUUAAAAUUUUCAGGAAAGAGAAUUUCGAUGAUCGCUGGCAUUUUACUGGAAUAAGUUCGAGGAUUGGAGACAUUAUACUCGAACCAGAAGCCGGUUACGAUGUCCAGUUCAACUGCGGCUAUGUAAAAGAAGCAAAGAAGCAAAGUAGAGAUUUGCAUUCAUCAACUCAUGGAAUAAACCCAGAUGAUCCCGGUAUGCGCGCAGUGCUUGUCUUGCGUGGGCCAAGCUUUGCAAAAACUCAAAAAAUAACGCGGAUUCCUCAAAACAUUGAUCUCUAUCCUUUAAUGUGCUACCUCCUUGGAAUCAAACCUGCUCCAAACAAUGGAUCAAUGGUUGUAUUUCAAACAACUGUUGAAUUUACAGAAAAGCAAAGAAGAUUUUAUCAUGGUUUUACCAUAAUUGUGGUACCCCUUGUUGGCAUGAUAGUAUUGCUGAUAGUUGUGGCAGCAACGCAGUGCUGUAAAGGAUUGUGUAUCAGCGAACGUGCAAUAUCGGAACAGAGUGGUCGCAGCGCUGCAUCUAUCGAACUUGGUGAAAAACAUAAAGCAGAGGAAGAACGUGGUUCAUCGUCACAAGAGAUCAAAAGCCCUUGA